AUGCCCUGGCGCAAAAGUGCCGUUCCGACGCAUCCUUUGCCUGUUUACUUCCCGAAACCAGUUACUCGCUCACGACUCAAGCCGAUACGCCGAUUUGUUGGGCGCGUUCUCUUUACAACAGCCGCAGCGUUUGUGUGCUGGACCGUCUUCUAUGUCAUCGUUCUGGAGCCCUUGCUGGACUGGGCGGAAGACGAGUGGGAUUCCCUGUCGGAGAAGGAGAAGCAAGAAAUAGCCAGCGAAGCAGACGACGGCCCCAAUUCGAUAUUAUUCCUGCCCAUGCCGUUCGGCACAAUCGAGGUCAACCAACCACCAUAUCGAAGCAGCGACCCUGAAUGGCAAGAGUUUGUUUCUUUCAGCAAAAACAAGCAGGCGCGCGAGGAUAUCAAAUUCAAGCUAGCCGAUAUUAUUUGCAAAGCGAUCGAGAACAGCGACCAAUAUGUCAGAAUACUCGGCGGUAAAGAGAUCCGCGUGUCUCAGUUCUGGCUCGACACCAUCUUUCCCGUCCGACCGCCACCAAAACACUAUGUAGCGGGAAUCAGCAUCGAAGACGACGGAAUCUACUGGGCGCACCGCCCCAUCGACACACUGGCAGCAAAGCACCUGUCCUUGGCCAUCUACCCCAUGGCAGUGGCCAAGGCGGCAUGGGCGUUUGUCAGUGUUCUCGGCAAGAGCUUGGCCUCAGACACUGCCGUAUUCCUGGGUAUUGCGGAGCCGGCCCGCCGUCCACCGACGUGGGAGUCGGUCGUCAUGAACCGCGUGCAGGGACAGGACACCGUCGGCGCCAGCACGAAUCGAGCGCUGCAAGAUUUGAAAAAGACGGCCCAACCCGCCGUGUCGCUCGGUAACGUAAUGCCGCCCAGCCUGGAGCAUGCCAGCUCCGCGGCCAUGGUGACGCUGGCAAAGAGCUGGAAGCCCGCGCAGCAAGGCCCCGGCCCUGGCUGCAUCAAGGUGGACGGCUUGAUUCAGGUGUCUGGGAAGAAGGCCUACAUGGCCGUCUACGUGAUUGCUUGGUUCGACCCAAAGCAGAGGAAGUUUGUCGACAUCCAGACGCAGCUGAAGCACCUCUUGCCGUUCCAGCAAUACCCGGCAAAAUAA
Messenger RNA from Akanthomyces muscarius, 1095 nucleotides. RefSeq lists its product as uncharacterized. The record is from RefSeq and is a predicted model, not a curated record. The transcript has 4 exons. The coding region runs from base 1 to 1095 and encodes 364 amino acids. Lineage: Eukaryota; Fungi; Ascomycota; Sordariomycetes; Hypocreales; Cordycipitaceae.